AUGGCCUCCGCCAUGAUGACCGUCGCGCCGUUGCGCGCGUCCGCGUCUCCGAACGCGUCUCGCCGCGCGUCGCGCGUCUCCAGCCGCGUCGUCGCGCCCGCGGGGCUUCGCCGAUCGGCCGUCAUCGUCCAGGGCCGUCGAUCGAGCGCGGCGACGAUCCGCGCGGACGCGAUGAAGGACGCGAUGGAGAAGUACAACGAGAUCACGUACAAGAUCCCGCCGGUGCUCACCGCGGCCGCGGUCCCGGUCGUCGCGCUCUCGCUCCUCUGCAAGACGCUCACGGGCCACGGCCUCCCCGGCACGCUCCUGGGCUCGAUCGAGGGGAUCUCCUGGCUCGUCCUCCCGCUCGGCGCGGGCGCGCUCGCGCCCAAGCUGGGCGACCUCGGCAAGGCGGGCGACGUCGGCGAGGCCAUCAAGAUCCUCACGACCGAGGGCAAAGCGUACGAGGGCUUCGGGCAGGACUCCCGAGGAAAGAACGCGACCGAGCGCCUCGCGUCCAUCACGAAGACGGUGGACCCGAACUCCCCGCUCGGGCAGCAGAUGGCGGACAUCGCCAAGAGAGAAGCCGAGCUCGCGGCGGAGACCCCGGAGCAGAAGGCGGCUCGCGAGAAGCUCCGCGCGGAGCUCGCCGCGGAGGCGCUCGGGUUGGGGAAGAACAUCAGCACGGACAGCGAGAAGGAGGCGGACGAGAAGGGGCGGGACGGGCUCCUCGCCAAGCCGGUGACGCAGACGCUCAAGGAGAGCAUGACGGUGGAGAACUACGACGUGGACGUGACCAAGUACGACGACAAGGCGCUGGGGAACAAGCUGAACCUGUCGUCCCCAGACGUCGAGAAGGGGGCGCCGAAGAACAACGCGGGAGACAAGUGGAGGGAGCAGUACCGCCAGGAGGGCGAAGACCAGGCGGGCGCCGCGGAGUAGGAGGGAUCGAGAUCGAUCGAGCCGCGAAAUCAUUUCAUUCGACGACGCGUCUUCGCGUCGCGUCGUCGCUUAACACCCUAUUGAUAUAAUAACCUUAAUUCAACCCGGUUGAACCC
Molecule: messenger RNA, 1037 nt
Organism: Micromonas pusilla CCMP1545
Lineage: Eukaryota; Viridiplantae; Chlorophyta; Mamiellophyceae; Mamiellales; Mamiellaceae
Exons: 1
Coding region: 1-921 (306 amino acids)
Source: RefSeq, a predicted model, not a curated record